AUGAUUCGCGGUUUAUUCUCAUCUCUGACUUACCGAUUCGCCUGGCGGAUCCCGCUUUUCGUUUACGGCGUCACUUGGACUGUGUUUCUGACGAUCACGGUGGCGAUCGUCUCUCUCGCGCCGGAGUUUGCUUUCGUGUCGGCGAUUUACCCGUCGUCUUCUUCCCUGGAGUUUUCGCGGCGGUGCGGAUCAGAAUCUUCCGUUUUGGUUCCGUUGGAUAUACCAUCGGAGGUUUUGUGUUUACCGGUGAAUUUAUUUCGGAGGUCGAAGAUGGACCUCGUCGUACCGCCGGUUUUUGCAGCGAUUGUGGUGGCUGUUUCCGCCGUCAUUGUACGGACGAUGGGCCUUUGGGAGGCCGAAGAAGCCCAUUAG
Messenger RNA from Arabis nemorensis, 372 nucleotides. NCBI's taxonomy places the organism in Eukaryota, Viridiplantae, Streptophyta, Magnoliopsida, Brassicales, Brassicaceae. The record is from the annotation of a GenBank genome assembly.